Messenger RNA from Spinacia oleracea (spinach), 765 nucleotides. RefSeq lists its product as uncharacterized. The transcript has 2 exons. NCBI's taxonomy places the organism in Eukaryota, Viridiplantae, Streptophyta, Magnoliopsida, Caryophyllales, Amaranthaceae. The record is from RefSeq and is a predicted model, not a curated record. Bases 161 to 643 code for a protein of 160 amino acids.
ACAUGUGAAGCAAAUUCCAAAAUACAUCAUCCACAUUAUGGCCUAUCUUAAUAACUUUCAUUCCUACCACACAUAGCAAAGCCUUAAACCAACCCUCUACCUUCUCUAGCUAUUUCAUUAAUUAUUCCAAAAUUCUCCCACAAUCAUCAACAAAAACGUAAUGAACUUACUUAGACCCUGCAAAUACUCUUAUUACAAUACUCAUCAUCAUCAUUCGAUCUUUUACAACUCCAAAUUUGCAAUAGGAAAGAUAAACAAAUUUAGUUUUUAUAAGCCAAAAGGCGCUACAAAUAAUGCUAAAAAUGUUCUUACAGUACAAGUGAGAGCAUACAAUUCCAACGAAGAAGCCGCCGUCAGAAAAGAUGAAGAAAGGGUUGAAAAGAAAAGCUUUCUCUCUUUAGAAGAAGCUGGUUUGGUGGAGAUCUCUGGUUUAAGUAUUCAUGAACGUUUUCUUUGCAGAUUAACGAUAUCGUCUUUGAAUCUACUGAGAGUGAUAGCAGAACAAGAAGGAUGCUCAAUUGAAGAACUGAAUGCUGGAAAGAUUUGUGAUUGGUUCUUGAAAGAUAAGCUUAAAAGGGAGCAGAAUAUUGGUUCUGCUGUACUCCAAUGGGAUGAUGAUGACCCUUUCGCCGGCCAAUUUUAAUUACUCUUGUAUUAUGCCAUCUCUUGUAUUUAAGGCCCGUUCGGUGUCGUUUUUUGUUUUCAGUUUUUUGGUUUUUUAUAAAACUAAAUACCAUAAUAUAAAAACCACAAAGGUAGUUUUCA